UGCAGAGCUAAGGGAGAACAGUCUUGCCGUUGGUAGAGUGUGUUAAUUGAAAGCAUGUUGGCUACUAAGCUGUCCCGGCCUCUCCUGAACUCCGUGAAAGCCCUGAAUUUCAAGGACCCAGGGAAUGGCUUCAGGCCUCUGCAACGAUUUUGCUUGCCCCUCUUGUCCCCGUGUGGCAGCCGCUCUUAUGCAAGUGAAGUCGAUCAGAUUGACAGCAGAGCUGUGCUAAUAACGGGUUGUGACUCAGGGUUCGGAUUUGCCUUGGCCAAGCACCUGCAUGCCAAGGGCUUCAUUAUUUAUGCUGGCUGCCUGCAAAAGGACAAGGGAGAUGGUGGCUCCAAGGAUCUGGACAACAUGAACAGUGAUCGAAUGAGAACUGUCCAGCUCAACGUCUGUGACAGCAAAGAGGUGGACCGAGCAGUGGAGCACGUGAAUAGCAGCCUGGAGGACCCAGAGAAAGGGCUCUGGGGGCUGGUUAACAACGCUGGGAUCUCCACAUUCGGGGAAGUCGAGUUCACCAGCAUGGACACCUACAUGGAGGUAGCUGAAGUGAACCUGUGGGGGACUGUGCGAACCACCAAGGCUUUCCUCCCACUCAUCCGGAGGUCAAAAGGUCGCGUGGUGAACAUCAGCAGCAUGAUGGGUCGGAUGGGCAGUCCUGCCCGGUCGCCCUACUGCAUCACCAAGUUUGGCGUGGAAGCCUUCUCUGACUGCCUGCGGUACGAAAUGCAGCCCCAGGGGGUGAUGGUCAGCAUCGUGGAGCCUGGCAACUUCAUAGCGGCCACCAACCUGUACAGCCCCGAGCGGAUCAAAGCCAUAGCCGACAAAAUGUGGGACGAGCUCCCGGAGAUAGUGCGCAAGGACUACGGCAGGAAGUACUUCGAUGAGCAGGUCAGCAAGAUGGAGACGUACUGCAACAGCGGCUCGACAGACACCUCGCCGGUCAUCGAAAGCGUAGCCCACGCGCUCACCUCCACCACCCCCUACACCCGCUACCACCCCAUGGAUUACUACUGGUGGCUGCGCAUGCAGAUCAUGACACACAUGCCGGCUGCCAUUUCAGAUCGGCUCUAUGUCUAUUGAGGCCUCACCCUCCUAGGCUACCCAGGAGGGAAAUUUGUUUUAAAGAGCAUUGUACACACUUCCCAUUAGUCCUUCUUAAUUUUUUCUAACCUCCUUUCAGAGUACUGUAUUUUAGCUCUAAAGGGUUCAUUUAAACAUCUGACAUAACCUUAAAAGGCAGUAAUUUGCAAGGGAUGCUUCCUAGGCGGGAAUGCGUUAUGUUUGUGCAGGGACGUCGAUUCUUUGCUAUUUAUUUCAUGUAAUCCUUUUUUUUUUUCACCUCAAAUAUCAAGUUAUAAUCGUUAUUUAAACUGCAAUUGCUCUGAAGUGUUUUCAGAAUAAUUUCUGCUGAUGGCUGAACAGUCUCCACAAUUCCUGCCUAGGAUGCUGCCCUCACACCACAAAACAGAGGCCCUCUGAGCUGUAAUGGCAAACCGCUGCCUCCUGAUGACAAAGACUUUUCCAGGCCUGGUCACAGUAGCCCAAGGCAGAGCAGAGACUUCUUUAAUUUGGGGAUCAGAACUCAAAAUGCUCGAGGUGCUGAAACUGAGCAACUGACCCUGUCCCUUUCUCUCUUAGAAUUACACUGAUGAAACCUUAGAGAAAAGGAACCAGUCUGCUUUUCUUGCAUGCUU
This is a messenger RNA of Leptosomus discolor (cuckoo roller), 1697 nucleotides long. RefSeq names its product 3-hydroxybutyrate dehydrogenase 1 (gene BDH1). Gene Ontology annotation, cellular component: intracellular membrane-bounded organelle. Gene Ontology annotation, biological process: steroid metabolic process. Lineage: Eukaryota; Metazoa; Chordata; Aves; Leptosomiformes; Leptosomidae. The record is from RefSeq and is a predicted model, not a curated record. Gene Ontology annotation, molecular function: 3-hydroxybutyrate dehydrogenase activity.